AUGGUCGACUGCCCCAUCUGCUCCCAUGCCGUCCACGACGCCCGCAUCAACCAGCACAUCGACAGCGGCUGCAAGGACUUCGUCAUUGACCCGGCCUCGUCCGCCCACGGCCCGUCCAAGCCUCACAACUUCUUCACCCACGCCAUCCGCUCCACACCCACGCCCGCCGCCACGCCCGCAACCACAAGCACAGCAUGCUCAGCCUCAGCAUCACCCCCGCUGCCCACCAAGCGCUCCUUCACACAGUCGGCCGACAGGCUGCACCCCGAUGGCGACGCCCAGUCCCCCUCGUCGGCCCCCAAGCGCGCCCGCAAGCUCAAGGCGCUCGAGGAUGCCAUGCCGCUGGCUGAGCGCAUGCGCCCCACCUCGCUCGAUCAUGUCUACGGCCAGCAGCUCGUCGCCCCAGGAGGCGUGCUGCGUGCCAUGGUAGACCAAGGCCGUCUGCCCUCCAUGGUCCUCUGGGGCCGUCCCGGCACAGGCAAGACGACCAUCGCACGCCUCAUCGCAACCUCGUCGGGCGCCCGCUUCGUCGAGAUCAACAGCACAAGCACCAAGCUCGAACAGGUCCGCUCCAUCUUUGCCGAAGCCUUCACCGACCUGCAGCUGACGGGCCGCAAGACCAUUGUCUUCUGCGACGAGCUGCACCGCUUCUCCCGCACCCAGCAGGACGCCUUCCUCGGCCCUGUCGAGUCCGGCACCAUUACCCUCAUCGCCGCCACCACCGAGAACCCGUCGUUCAAAAUCAUCUCCGCCCUGCUGUCCAGAUGCCGCACUUUUACCCUUGACGACCUCGCAGACGACCAUCUGCUCCGCAUCCUCGAGCGUGCAAUGGCGGCAGAGCAAUGCACCUCGCCCUUGCUUGACACGCCCAUGCUGCAAUCCUUUGCUAGCUUCGCAGAUGGCGACGCCCGAACCGCCCUUAAUCUCCUCGACCUCGCCAUGAACCUUGCCAAGCAGCCCGGCAUGACAAAGGAAAAGAUCCAGCAGAGCCUCACAAAGACGCUCGUAUACGACCGCGCUGGCGACCAGCACUACGACAGCAUAUCUGCCCUCCACAAGUCCAUUCGGGGCUCCGAUGCCGACGCCGCACUCUACUACCUGGCCCGCAUGCUCGAGUCUGGCGAAGACCCGCGCUACAUUGCUCGCCGCCUCAUCGUCGUUGCCUCGGAAGACGUAGGUUUGGCGGACAACACUAUGCUGUCCCUCGCGACCGCCACAUACUCUGCCUGUGAGAAGAUUGGCAUGCCAGAGUGCCGAAUCAACCUCGCCCAUACCGUGACUGCCUUGUCGCUUGCUCCAAAGUCAACGCGUGUCUAUCGUGCCAUGAACAACGCAAUGGAUGCGCUCAAGGAACCCGGCGUCGCUGCACUGCCCAUACCUCAUCAUCUCCGCAAUGCGCCAACCCGGUUGAUGAAGGACCUGGGAUACGGCGAGGGCUACAAGUACAACCCACACUAUCUUGACGGCAAGGUAAAACAAGACUAUCUGCCCGAACCCCUCAGAGGGCGCUCCUUCUUGGAAGAUGCCGACCUAGGAACAAAGGUUGACCCGGAUCUGAUUGAUGACGAUGAGUUGAUUCCGGAAAUAGAUUAA
This is a messenger RNA of Bipolaris maydis ATCC 48331, 1593 nucleotides long. RefSeq names its product DNA polymerase III, clamp loader complex, gamma/delta/delta subunit. Gene Ontology annotation, biological process: DNA repair; DNA synthesis involved in DNA repair; DNA-templated DNA replication. Lineage: Eukaryota; Fungi; Ascomycota; Dothideomycetes; Pleosporales; Pleosporaceae. Gene Ontology annotation, molecular function: enzyme activator activity; ATP binding; DNA binding. Gene Ontology annotation, cellular component: nucleus. The record is from RefSeq and is a predicted model, not a curated record.